AUGGUUUACGGUAAUAAAUUAAAUUUCUUAUGGACUUUAGGUUUCUAUCUGGUAGCCAGUCAAAAUCCCACCGUACCUUCCAUCGAAGACAGGAAGUUCAUAGAGGACUGUGUCAGAGCUCACAAUGAAAUGCGUCGCACAGUCCAGCCCUCCGCAGCCAACAUGAAAUACAUGACUUGGGAUGAAGGUUUAGCGAAGACUGCAAAAUCCUGGGCAAACAAGUGCAAAUUAAAACACAACCAAUGUACAGCAAAUAAGUGUCACCCAACUUUUCCAUCUGUGGGAGAAAAUAUUUGGUCAGGUAUUUUAUACCAAUAUAUACCAGCAAUUGCUAUUCGUUCUUGGUAUAAUGAAAGGCAAUUUUAUACUUACAGUAGUCAAGAAUGUACCAAAGUUUGUGGCCAUUAUACACAGGUAGCUUGGGCCAAUUCAUACAAAGUUGGUUGUGCAAUGACAGCUUGUCCUAAUCUUGGGAAAGGUGACCGUGUAAUGUUUGUAUGUAACUAUGGACCUGCGUAA
Molecule: messenger RNA, 519 nt
Organism: Myotis davidii
Lineage: Eukaryota; Metazoa; Chordata; Mammalia; Chiroptera; Vespertilionidae
Gene: GLIPR1L1
Product: GLI pathogenesis-related 1 like 1
Exons: 3
Coding region: 1-519 (172 amino acids)
Cellular component (GO): extracellular region
Source: RefSeq, a predicted model, not a curated record